Messenger RNA from Heterobasidion irregulare TC 32-1, 402 nucleotides. RefSeq lists its product as uncharacterized. NCBI's taxonomy places the organism in Eukaryota, Fungi, Basidiomycota, Agaricomycetes, Russulales, Bondarzewiaceae. The coding region runs from base 1 to 402 and encodes 133 amino acids. The record is from RefSeq and is a predicted model, not a curated record. The transcript has 2 exons.
AUGCGUUGCCCGGACCCACGCUCGUCUCACCCGCAUCUUCCACUCGACCUUGACACCACCCACCAUCCCGGCACGUCCUCCGCCUCCUCCACCUUCGUCAACACCUCUGCCUCCAACGCCUCGUUUGCCGUCACCGCCACCACCGCCGCCGCCUCCGCCUCCUCCACCUCCUCACGCCGCUCCACCGAGUCCUUGCGCACCAGGCCCAGCGCCAACCGCCGCGACCGCGACCGGACCUCGCAGGACCGCUCCAAGUCGAUGUCCGCGGCGAGCACCGCUCACAUACGCGCCGCCCUCCUCGACCAGGCCUCCGCUGCCGCAUCCGCAUCCGCAUCCUCGCGCACCGGCCGGCCUUGCCUUCCCCCAGCAUCACGCCCCCCUUCACCCUUGGCUGCUGUAUGA